GUUCAAACUAAACAGUGGCGGACGACAAAACCUGUUAAGUCGAUACGAUGAGUAUUUAUAAUGAAGACGAAUUAGUGGCACCGUCAUGGAUUAAUCAAGAAUAUUUUGCAAAUGUUCUACAGAAAUAUGAAAAUAAUGAAAACAUUAUAAUAAAGAAACUUGAGAUUAGCCCUGCCAGCAAGAAGGGAGAUCAUUAUGCCAGUAUUAUGUUUAGAUGCAAGGUAACCUAUAAUAAUGACAACUCCCUUGAAUUUAAACAAAAAUCCUUAAUCCUUAAAACCUUGCCAGAUGAAGGCAUGAAAGCUGACCUGCUGCAGGAAUCAAAAGUAUUUGAAACUGAAAUUAGUAUGUAUACAGAGACAUUGCCAAAAAUUGAGAAAAUUUUAGCAGAAUGUGGAGAACCCACCAAACUGGCGGCAGAAAUUAUCUAUCACACUCUACAACCACGUAAAGUUCUCAUUUUCGAAGAUCUCUGUGAGUUGGGUUACGAUACAUUACGUUCACGUUCAACUACAGAAGAUGAACUCCAAAUGAUUUAUCGUAAAGUAGCCAAAUUGCAUGCAGUCAGUUUCAUGUUAGGCCAAACUGAGGAUCAUGCCUGUGUUACCAAAUACGAUGAAGGUAUAUUUAGUAGCUCGGCAAUUAUGAAAAUGGAUUACAUGUCACAGGGUAUUUUUCAUUUCAUCGAUAUGUUAUCGAAACAUGAGGAUCUUAAAGUCUAUGAGGAAAAGGUGAAAGCCCUGCAACCGGAAAUAACUGAAAAAUGCAAAGCUCUUUACAAUGCCUAUAAAUUGAAUAAGACCCAAAAAGAUAUAUUCGUUUUAAAUCAUGGUGAUUUUCAUAUGAAAAAUCUUAUGUUUAAAUUCAAUGCAGAACAGCAAGCAGAAGAUUUGAUCAUGGUGGAUUAUCAAAUUUGUUGUUAUGCCCCUCUGAGUAUUGAUUUGAUUUAUUCGCAGUACAUGAUGAUGCGACCAGAAUUUCGCUUGAGGCGAAAUGAAUUUAUGCAGUAUUAUUUCAGUGAAUUUAUACGUGUAUUAAAGAAAAUUAAUUUCAAGGGAGAAUUGCCACGUUAUUCGGAUUUGCAGAUAGCCAAUCUUCAUUAUAGACAUUUUUCAUUAUUUUUACUGUCUACAUUUUUGCCUCUAAAUCAUGUUGUACUGUCUGCCAGCGAGGAGGAACUUAAAGAAAUGAAUAUAUCUGACUAUAUUGAAAAUGGCGAAAAGACCGCUUCUACUUAUCAGCAUCCUGGCUAUAUAAAGGAAUUGCAUGAACUGUUGCCUAGUUUGCUGAUUGAGGGUUAUUUGGAUUAAGGAGUGAGAUCGAAAAAUUCUUAACAUACAUAUAUGUUUAUAAAAAAGAAACCACUAAACUUACAGCUUUAAUUUUUUUUUUAUUUGAUUGAAAUUAUUAUUACAAUUUACAAAAAAAAUUAUUUUUAUAGUUUUAAUCACUAGUGAUGCAAUUUUGAACCUUUUUCGGAAACCCUUCCAUUAACGUUUUUAUAGUGCUUUCUGUCACUUUGCUCGAACAUGUAGUCCAUCUCCGUUUAAAAUCUACCACACUUUUGGACACCUUUUUUGUACUCUUCAAUUCUCUUUUAACAAGAGCCCAAUAUCUCUCCACUGGCCUUAGCUCCGGGCAGUUUGGAGGAUUUGCCUCUCUUGGUACAAAUACCACAUUAUUGUUCUUGUACCACUCAAGGGCUUGUUUGCCAUAGUGACAGGAUGCCAAGUCAGGCCAAAAAUAAGUGGACACAUUAUGAAGUCUUAUGAAUGGAAGCAGCCUUUUUUGUAAACAUUCCUUAAUGUAAAUUUCGGUAUUUAUAGAGCCCGUUGUAACAAAUGAGUGGCUUCUUUUGCCGCAACUGCAUAUUGCUUGCCAUACCAAGAACUUUCUGGGAAAUUUUGUCUGCUUUUGGGUCCUAAACUUUUCUUCAACAUUCCCUCGAGCAUCAGCAACAUAAAAUUUUUGACCUGGAAGUUGCGAAAAAUCUGCCAGAACAUACGUUUCGUCAUCCAUUAUGCAGCAAGAAUAUUUUUUUAUAAAACUUGACUUCAAUUUCCGUGCUCUGUUUUUGGCCUCUAAAUUUUUAGUAGCGUUCCUGUCAGGAACUUUUUGAGCCUUGUAUGUUUUUAAACCUGCAUUAGCUUUAACUUUUCGUACCAAAUAGUCCGAGCACUGAGCUAACCGGGCUGCUUUCCUACCGGAUGUGUUGGGAGCUCUUUUGAAAAUGCGUUCUAUUUUUUUGGCUUUAGAAACAUCAUGUGGACCAUUCCUUCUACCUGAACCAGGUUUUCUAUCAACUGACAAGUUCUCCCGGUACUGUUUAAUAACAUUGGAAACAGUUUGACGGCAGACCUUUGUAUGCUUGGCCAACUUUUUGUAAGACCAAGUUGGGUUUUGUUGAAAAUAUUUAAUAAUUUCAGUACGCACUUUUUUCUGGUCACUCAUUUUAAUCAGAUUAACAAAAAAAUUAAUAUAAUUGACAUUACACAUAAUAACUGACAUGUUUUUCAAAGGUAACUGAUCAAAAAAAAAUUCAAAUAAUACUUGGGUUAAAAAAUGUAAUGAAAAACGUGUGUUAAGAAUUUUUCGAUCUCACUCCUUAAAUA
This is a messenger RNA of Calliphora vicina (urban bluebottle blowfly), 2612 nucleotides long. RefSeq lists its product as uncharacterized. NCBI's taxonomy places the organism in Eukaryota, Metazoa, Arthropoda, Insecta, Diptera, Calliphoridae. The coding region runs from base 48 to 1310 and encodes 420 amino acids. The record is from RefSeq and is a predicted model, not a curated record. The transcript has 4 exons.